GCCACCGAUUGAAAGAGCACAGAUGUAGCGAUGUCUGUCUCCGCGAGAGUUUAGUGUUUUGAUCCGAAUCAUAACACGCCCAGCGGGGUGAUGCCAUGUUGCGUAUUUCGUUUGCAUGAGUCCAAAUACAAACCAGAGAAUAGGGUUAACAGCAGAUAGUGUGCGGGACGUGCGUUCGAACAGUCAGGAAAUCUGUGUGAAACGUGCAAUUUUCGGCAAAGUGAUCGAAGAAUGCGACACGUGGAUAAGUAUAUUAAAUAGGAGUGAAAAGCUACCGACAUUAAUGGAUAGGUGUUCAAUUAUUGUUUGCGACGUCUUGGGAGGUUAUCUGGCUGCUACAGUGAAGCAAGACGGUUCGUAAGGAACUGCUCUGUUGUUGUUCGAUCCAGUGAAGCAAUAUAAUUUUGAAUCGACGCGUAUUGCACGCACAUUUGUUGUUAUUUUGUUUGUGUGUUUUUGACCCGAAUGUGAAACGAGUGUAGAAGCAGUUUGAAUCGAGGUCGAGUCCAUUCUGUAGACUAGGGGUGUCCGCAUUUAUAUAGGCAUACUAGUUUGCAUUGUUUACCUGUGAAUUUGUGAUCGCAAUUGGGGUACAUUCGCAGUGAAUCAAUCAAGGAACAUCUGAAAGUUUGUUUACUAGUAAAUCAUCAACUGGUGAGCUCAUCUCGAUCUCGAUCUAUGGGAUUGACAGAACGCCGCUCUAGUGUCUCUGUCGCGGUAACUGUUUGUUAUCGUUCCUUCUCUCUCUCGAGUAUAGGGCGGAAGUACCAGUGCCUCUAGGAGCAUCAGCAUCAACGUUUGGCCUUGGAUCGACUCAACGAGGUUAGUGGCCUCAAUCAUGCUGGAUUGUUUAUCCGGUGACAGCAUGGAAAUCUUGCUUUUCUGAGGUGUUUUUAAAUCUGCUUCAUCUGUUUGUUCCCGCGGUCUAUGGUCUCGCCGAUGGCGUGGCACAAACAUGACCACCUGAUGUCUAUGGAUAAAAAUAAACAAAAAAGUGACCCACAAUACUCGGACUUAUAUUGCAAUAGUGGAAGAGAGUGUAAAGUCCUCCCAAAUCUAGGUAUCAAAAAGUCCUGGAUAUACCAACAUGCCCUAUUUGACCAAAUAAUGAAGGCUAACGGAGACCUUUUGCCAAAACCAAUUGCUCAUCUGACUAGGUCGAUCGAAAAACCCGAAUUUAGUCCGAGGCACCUCCUGACCCUAUGUUGGCCCAAUUGCACCCCCAAACAAAUUCUGGAAGCAUCAGAGAAGCCUUGUGGUUAUCCCGAGCAAGUACUUAGGUCCUUAAGUGGCAGUGAUGGCCAUUAUAUGCCUGUGAAAGGCGAUAGAUUACACGUGGCGUCGAGUGGCGGCGGAGGAGGAGGCGGCGGCAGCGAGAACAUGGUCAGACGACAUGUGCCCCUCUAUGGGAGACUGGUGGCGGAGGACAUCCUCACGGCCUCCCAGGUCUCCAACUCCUCGGUGGACAUUCAGGCGAUGCAAGCCAGGAUACCCAACUCCUUCAGGGAUCCUGGGGUGGCGCCACUGCGGAAGCUUAGCGUGGACCUCAUCAAGACUUACAAGCACAUCAAUGAAGUUUAUUACGCGAAAAAGAAAAGACGAGCUACUCAAACGCAGAGCGAGGACAUCUCCCAUAAGAAGGAGAAGAAGGUUUUCAACGAUGGUUACGACGACGACAACCACGACUACAUAGUAAGAAAUGGUGAAAAGUUCCUGGACAGAUACGAGAUUGAUUCUUUGAUAGGAAAAGGGUCUUUCGGACAGGUGGUGAAGGCGUACGACCACGUGGAACAGUGCCAUGUGGCCAUCAAGAUCAUCAAGAACAAGAAAGCGUUCCUUAAUCAGGCGCAGAUAGAGGUCAAGCUUCUGGAGAUGAUGAACAAGGCUGAUCUGGACAACAAAUAUUAUAUAGUGCGAUUGAAAAGACACUUUAUGUGGCGUAAUCACCUGUGUUUAGUGUUCGAACUGUUAUCCUUCAACCUGUACGACCUUCUGAGGAACACGAACUUUCGUGGCGUCUCGCUGAAUUUGACGCGGAAGUUCGCGUUGCAACUGUGCACGGCCCUUAUGUUUCUCUCCACACCCGAACUCAACAUUAUCCAUUGCGAUCUCAAGCCGGAGAACAUACUGCUCUGCAACUCGAAGAGGUCGGCCAUUAAGAUCGUCGAUUUCGGAAGUUCUUGUCAGCUUGGCCAGAGGAUAUACCAGUACAUCCAAAGCCGUUUCUACAGAUCGCCGGAGGUACUUUUGGGCAUACCUUACGACUUGGCGAUAGACAUGUGGUCGCUGGGUUGCAUACUGGUAGAGAUGCACACCGGAGAACCGCUCUUCAGUGGUGCCAACGAAGUGGAUCAAAUGAACAAAAUAGUGGAGGUUUUGGGCAUGCCGCCCAAGCAUUUACUGGACCAGGCAGAGAAGACGAAGAAAUACUUCGAGAAAUUGCCGGGAGAUGGAAGGUAUGUUCUGAAGAAACCCCGAGACGGGAAAAAGUACAAGUUUCCAGGCACCAGGAGGUUGCACGACAUCCUGGGGGUAGAGACGGGAGGACCUGGGGGACGACGUCUGGGCGAGUUCGGCCAUUCCAUGUCCGACUACCUCAAAUUCAAAGAUCUCAUCCUGCACAUGCUCGAUUACGAUCCGAAGACGAGGAUAACUCCUUUUUACGCGCUGCAACACAACUUCUUCAAGAGCUCGAAGGAGAAGGGCAACACGACGCCCAACAGUUCGAGUUCCAGUCCUGCCGUUGUCUCGAUGGACAUGUCACUGAUGAACAACUCUAGUAGCACACAUGGGUUAAAUUUAAUUGGUCGACCGAGAGAACCUGUAAACUACAAUUAUCAAUCCACCAGCUACACAACCAUGGAUUGCGAACCCUCCCCUGCUCGACUAGUGCAUUCACAUCGUUACCCCCCCAACAUAAUGAACUACGGACCUCCCUCCCUAACUUUCGGUACCUACAUCCAACCCAGUAUGUCCGAGGGCAACUCGAUGAUGAAACAUCCGACGGCAGGAUCGAAUGGUCACAUGACCAUGGCACCCAACGGCACUCACAACACACCUUUGAGGCAACAGGGGGACCCCAACGACAGUCCUUCUGUUGGUGUCUGUUUGCAGCAGAGUCCGGUUGUGAUACAUUAAUGAUAGAAAUGUAGCCGAAAAAAAGUGAUAGUUUUAUUUAAAAUGUGAUCUGAUGCUACUACGAUUUAACGAAAACCAUUACCAUCUAGUGCACAAACGUUCCAUGACGAACGGGUGAAGCAAUCAACUGAAUGUUAAUAUUUAUUGAAUUUUGACUACGGUGUGAGAACGAGAGAAGAUUGGUUAUGGUGAAACAACAGACUUGGGGCUCUUUGAUAGCAAAAAUAGCUAAACAAUCACUUACCUUUUAUAUCGAACCAAAUUGCCUUUUUUUAUUUCGUUAUUACUGCUACCAGUUUUUGAAUCCCAGUGAAAAAAUGAGGAAGGUAUGUGGCCACUAAUUUUUUUUUGUCUAAAACUCCGAAAACUACUUAUUAUAGAGUGUGUUAUACUAGUAUAAAAUUGAAGUUCUUUAAUAGUAAAGAAUAAUUGUGCCAUAGUAUUCACAAUUAAAAACGAUUACAAAAUUUGCUAAUUGUUUACUUUAUCUCGUACUGCUCUAAAUGAGAUGAAAUUUUCCAGACUUACCAAUUUUGUGGUGUAGAUUACAAAUUCGCAGUCAACAAAUUCUGAUCGCCUUUAAAAAGAAAAAAAAUCAACAGAUAUUCACCAAGGUCACUUCACAACAUCGAUAAAUAAUUUCUAACCUAAUUUAACAGAUAAUAGGUUAGGUUAGGUUUGAUGGUUGUGAAGUGACCUUGGUGAAUAUUUGUUCUUUUUUUUUUAAACGCGAUCAGAUUUGGUUGACUUCCAACACAAAAUUAAUAAGUCUGGAAUGUUUCAUCUAGUUGAGAGUAGUACGGGAUAAAUUAAAUGAUUACCGAAAACAUUUUUGUUUCUACGAGAGAAAAGAAUUAUGGCCAGCCGUUCCUCUAACACCCAGUGAAUCUGAAAUAUAGAUAUUAGUGAAUAUUUCAAUUUAUAUUUCUGUUUUUAUACAAACAGAAUCGAUUUUUAUUUAUUUAUUUAUUCAUUCACAUUUUUUUUUCUUCAGGAGAAACUUUUUCAAUUGUCAUUUUUCUGCUUGAGAGCUCUGUUGUGAUUCCAUCAGAAUGUUAAGAAAUAUCAUGUUAUUGUAGAAGUAUAAGUUGCAAACAUUAAUAAUUUAUAGCUAGUAUUUAAUGAAAGAGUAAAAUAGCAAAAUAAUCACAUAAUGUAUACAUGUUUCCUAUGAUUUUGACUGUUUAUUGUCAAACAUGGCUCUGGUUUCAAUUAGAAAUAAGUUUGAAGGAAAUUAUGUUCAGUUUGCUCAAAUUUCAGACGGCCUAAGGUUUCAGUCGAAUGAUUCAAUGAUAUCGAUAUUGAAUAUUUCGAAUUUCUUUUUGUUAUUUACGAUGGCCAAUCAAAUGUGGUAACUCUCUAUUUAUUAACAUUUGACUGGAUUUAGAACUUUCGUUGAAAAUAUUAAACGUUAUUUCGUUUAAUAACAUUGAGCCUAUUGCAGGUGUUUUUCAGGUAAAUCUUAUAUUUGUCUUUUCGUCUGUAUGGAAUACAUUUGAGAAUCAUCAAAAUUGACUUACUCCCUAGGUAUUCAAAGAACCACUGUAGGUGGCAAAAAAAGGGUAGAUGAUACCUGAAAGAUCCCGUGCAAUAGACAGGAAAUUAUCGCAACAAUAUUUCUGUUUAGUCUGUGUUAGUAACUCAAAAAGACAAUAUCCUUGUUAACGAACGGUUCACCUUGCACUCAAUUCUUUAAAAAAAAUAUUUGAGAAUAUAUUUAAAUCUUGCCUCAUCUAUAUGUGUAAUAUUUUAAUUUCUUUUCUCUUUAUUUUAUAUUUAUCAAUACAGUUACAUUGGAAUUUUAUUUUUAUGUUAUUGUUACAAACCAGUUGUUAUUAUAUUUUUAAUUUUAUUUUAUUUGUUUUGGAUUAACGAAAAUUUUAAUAUAUUGAAAGUUAUAACAAAAUUGUGAGGUGAACUGAGUACGUAUUUAUUAUCAUUCAAGGGAAUACUAUCGACCAUUACGACUUAUUUCAUUGAAUGAAUCUCCUGUUAUAACUUGUGUAAAUAAUUUUCAGUAACAUUGCCAAGUGUUUUCUUUGUAUAUAUUAUUUUUGAUUAAUAUGUGAAACUAUGUUUUAUUGAAUGGUUGUUUUUUUUUUUAUUUAUUUUUCAGAUAAGGCAAUUUUGAAGUAUUAUCAAGAAAUAUUCAAGAUUUUCUACCAUUGACAAGUGUGGAAUCAUCGAAUGAAAGAAAAUUUAUAUUAUUUGGUUUUUAGUUGAAUCAAUUUGUUCAUAGUGAUUUUACCCUAGAAGUGUGAAUUCACUCUGCUACAUUUGUUUCUUCAUCUCAAUGGUAUCAUCAAAUGCAUUUGUUGAGUAAAAAAUUUUUAUCAGGUUUAACUCACACUGCCAUAUAAUUUAAGCACACUGUUACUGCAAUAAAAAAAACGAUUUUACCAAUUUUUUUUUCAAUAAUAGAAAAUGUAUUUCCUAAGAUGAUUGCAUUGAAACUUCAUUACUGAAAAACGAAACACUUUUCUGCAGUUUCAAAAAUAUUUCUCUCUAGAGCAUCUGAUGAAAAUUAUAACUAUGUACAAAAUGAGAUUUUAUGAAUAUAUCGUCAGGAGAUCCACGAGUAGAACUAAUUAUUCACUAUUUCAGAAAUAAGUAGUUUCAUUCCAAAAAUUUUAAUCAUUCUAAAGAUAAAAAUAAAAAUCAUUUCAUUUUCUAUAUGACAUCGAAAUCUGGUCUUUUUUGAAGAUAAUUUUGUUCAAUUUAUUUUUUAUUCGACAAGGAAACAUGAACGAAAAAAGUAUUGAUAAAUCUUGUU
This is a messenger RNA of Harmonia axyridis, 5911 nucleotides long. RefSeq names its product serine/threonine-protein kinase minibrain. Gene Ontology annotation, cellular component: nucleus. Gene Ontology annotation, biological process: peptidyl-serine phosphorylation; peptidyl-threonine phosphorylation; positive regulation of DNA-templated transcription. Bases 928 to 3138 code for a protein of 736 amino acids. The record is from RefSeq and is a predicted model, not a curated record. Gene Ontology annotation, molecular function: transcription coactivator activity; ATP binding; protein serine/threonine/tyrosine kinase activity. The transcript is spliced from 8 exons. Lineage: Eukaryota; Metazoa; Arthropoda; Insecta; Coleoptera; Coccinellidae.